Protopolystoma xenopodis is the source of this 288-nucleotide messenger RNA. Lineage: Eukaryota; Metazoa; Platyhelminthes; Monogenea; Polystomatidea; Polystomatidae. The record is from the annotation of a GenBank genome assembly.
CUGGGCAACAUUGGAGAUGAAUUUGUUGAUCAUCGCUGGGCAGCGACUACGAGACAGACUCACAGAAAGACGCAUUCGAUCGACUCUGGAGCUACUGGAACCAGGGUCCUUCGUCCGAGCCCGGGACUCGAAUCCACAGUCUCUAGUCUUGUUGUUCAGUUCAGCCUAGACAAUUGGUCUGCCGCUGCAGCUGAUGCUCAUGUGGCCGAAGUCUCGGAAGAUCCAUCCGGAUGGAGUUACAGUACCCUUUCCCGAGUUCGUGCAAUGUCAACGCGUCAACAAACCUGA